Messenger RNA from Melozone crissalis (California towhee), 3704 nucleotides. RefSeq names its product protocadherin beta-15-like. Lineage: Eukaryota; Metazoa; Chordata; Aves; Passeriformes; Passerellidae. Gene Ontology annotation, cellular component: plasma membrane. The transcript has a single exon. Gene Ontology annotation, biological process: homophilic cell-cell adhesion. Gene Ontology annotation, molecular function: calcium ion binding. Bases 186 to 2630 code for a protein of 814 amino acids. The record is from RefSeq and is a predicted model, not a curated record.
GCGCUGCCCCGUGUCACCCGCUGCCGGCACACCCCGGCUGCCUUACGGAGCGCCGGCCGGAAUCUGAGAGAGCGAGGGAAGGCGCCCGGCCCGCACUUCGCCGCUCUCCGCCCGCAAUCGCCCGGGACACCCGCCGCCACACCGACACCGACACCGACAGCGGCCGCCGGCGCCGGCGCCGCGCCAUGGCGCUCGCAAGGCAAGUGCUUUGUGUGUGUGCUUUGCUGGGGCUGCCGCUCGCUGGCGCCGAGCCCAUCCGCUACUCCGUAGCCGAGGAGGCGGAAAGCGGCUCCCUGGUGGGCGAGCUGGCCGAGGACGCGGGGCUGACGCCGGCGCAGCUCUCGGCUCGCCGCGCUCGCCUGGUCUCGGAGGACGGCCGCCAGCAUUUUCGCUUGGAGCGCGCCUCCGGCCGCCUCGUCGUGGCGGGGAGGCUGGACCGGGAGCAGCUGUGCGCCCACUCCGACACCUGCAUGCUCCCCUUCGAGCUGCUGCUCUCCAAUCCUCUGCAGUUCUUUCGGGUCGAGGUAACCUUGCAGGAUAUCAAUGACCAUUCCCCAAUUUUCCCCGAGGAACGAGUCAGUUUUAAGAUCGUGGAGAGGAGCGACCCGGGCUCUCGUUUCCCACUGGAGGCUGCUCAGGACCUAGAUAUUGGCCGCAACACAGUCCAGGAGUACAGCAUCUCUCCCGAGAAUGAGUAUUUCAGUGUCUCCUAUGGAAGUGGGACUAAUGAUGACAAAUACCUUGAACUUGUUUUGGAAAAGGCACUAGACAGAGAGGAGCAGGCAGAGAUGGGUUUCAGUGUUAUUGCAAUGGACGGGGGCACUCCUCCAAGGAGUGGGACCAUCGAGAUCUCUAUUAUCGUUCUAGACGUGAAUGACAAUGCUCCCCUAUUCACACAAGAGCGUUACACUGGGAAGGUUUUAGAAAACAUGCCAGAAGGCUCAGUGGUGCUGACUGUGCUGGCAACUGAUCCAGAUGCAGGAGUUAAUGGGGACGUUUCCUAUCAACUCAGCCAAACAGUGGGACAAAGCAAGUCAGGGUUUGUGAUUGAUUCCAUAACUGGUGAAAUUAAAAUCACAAAAACUCUGGACUUUGAGGCAACACAGCAUCAUGAAAUCCGUGUGAGGGCAACAGAUGGUGGAGGCCUUUCAGCAAUUUGCAAGGUGUUGGUGGAGGUGGUGGAUGUGAAUGACAAUGCCCCAGAGCUGGUGGUCAGUUCCUUCAGCAGUCCCCUCCCCGAGAACACAGUGCCCGGCACGGUGGUUGCCCUGUUUACGGUCAGGGACCGGGAUUCUGGUGCCAACGGGAAGAUCUCCUGUGCCCUGCAGGAUCAGCUCUUCUUCUCCCUGCGGCCAGCCUACAAGAAUUACUAUGAGCUGGUGACGGUGAGCGCGCUGGACCGCGAGGAGACGCCUCAGUACAUCCUCAGUGUGACGGCAGCAGAUGCGGGCUCGCCUCCUCUCACCAGCACGCACACCUUCACCGUGGACAUCUCCGACGUCAAUGACAAUGCCCCCGUCUUCGACCAGACCUCCUACACCAUGUACGUGCGUGAGAACAACGUGCCCGCGGUGUUUGUGGGAGCCGUGAGCGCUGCAGAUGCUGACGUGGGGCUGAAUGCCAAGGUGACCUAUUCCCUGGCAGCAGAGCAAGGGCCAGAGCAGGCCUGGUGCUCGUGCAUCUCGGUGAACUCGGAGAAGGGACACGUGUUUGUGCUGCGGCCCCUGGACUACGAGCGCUUGAGGCAGACCGAGGUGACGGUCAGUGCCUCUGACGCGGGCUCUCCUCCGCUGAGAGCCAACGUCACCGUGCGCCUGGUGGUGCUGGACGAGAACGACAACGCCCCGCUCGUGCUCUACCCGGCCCAGGAGAGCGGCCCGGCCUCCAGUGAGCUGGUGCCCGUGUCGGCUGAGGCGGGCUACCUCAUCAGCAAAGUGGUAGCCGUCGAUGCCGAUUCGGGACAGAACUCGUGGCUCUCCUACCACCUGCUCAGGGCCACCGACCCAGGCCUGUUUUCCGUGGGCCUGCAAAGCGGCGAGGUGCGUCUCAGGAGGCCGGUGACAGAGAGAGACAGCGUCAAGCACAAGCUGGUGGUGCUGGUCAGAGACAACGGCAAGCCCCCGCUGUCAGCCACGGCAGCUCUCAGCGCUCUCCUGCUCAAGGACUUCUCCGACGUGCGCCUGCUGCACAGCAGCCCGGCCAGCCAGGAUCAGGCCGCUGCCUCCCUGACCACCUAUUUAAUCAUUGCCUUGGUCUUUGUCUCCCUCCUCUUCCUCAUCUCCACGGCAGUGCUGCUGGCUCGCAAGGUGUGCAGGAGGAAGGAGCUGAAGGCUGGCCAUGUGCUCUAUGCUGCCGACACCUUGCAGAGCGGCCUGGCAGAUGCGGCCGCUGCAGGGACCCUGCCCCGCGCCUAUUGCUACGAGAUCAGCCUCACCACGGGCUCGGGCAACAGCGAGUUCAGAUUCCUCAAGCCCAUCCUGCCCAGCCUGCCCCCACAGCACUGCGCCGUGGGCCAGGGCCCCGAUGAGGAACAGGAUUUCCCCGGUGUCCCUGUCAGCAGCAAGGACAUGGCCCCAGACAAUGCUGGCACUCUCUCUGCAGGACAGUUCAACGCUCUUUCCUUUGACUAGCGGCGGUAUGACAGUCAGAGUCUUCAUUGCACUUCGGAGAACGGGACCUGGACCACAGUGUGUGACAAUGCUGUCUUUAUAGAAAUUUGCAUUUUUCAUUGGUUUGCCCAGCUUCUUGCAAAUUCUCUUUGAAAUCAAUGUCUGAUACUGAAAAAGCAUUGAAUGGAAAUAAAAUAAGCCAAGGUUAUCUUGCUUUGUUUUUAACGUGUUUCACCUUUGCUACUGCCUUUUCUAAGAAGCUGAUGUAUGUGGUUCGUUCUCAAUCUAUGAUCUGCAUUCUCCUGCUGUCUAACAAGACUGAGGAUCUUUUUAUUCUGAUCUUUAAGGCAGUAUCUCCAUUCACCAAACAAAUCAUAUCCUCACUGAUAUCCAAAAAAGAAUUUCCCACAUCUGGAAAACCAGGAAGAUUUGAGUUCUGGGUCACAAUGUCAAAUGAGGGCUAGGCCCUUUCUUCCCUGGAUUCUGGGUGUCUCUGUCUGAGAUGUGAGCUCUGUGUGCUUUGCUUUCUUGACACUAUCUUUGUCCAUGCAGACACUGAAUAUCUACAGAUGCUUCAGUAGUGCUGUCUGGUGAACCAGGGAGUUGCUCCCACCCAGCCACUGCAACACAGGCAAUGCCAGCUCAGCAGGGAAGGAGGUGAUUUGGACCCUUUCACAACAGCAGUCUCAUCUUCCUUAUCUAGUUUAGAGCAGAGCAGCAAAACGCACAAAAAGUUUCUUUUGGCAUACAAGAAGGCCCAGGAUGUUCUGUCACUUCAGAAUUGCCUUGGAAUUACAGGAGCACAAACAGUGUUAGAGUAGACUGUAACUGAACAGAAUUGUAGAGACAUAUUCAUAGUCAAAUGCUGCAUUGAAGAAAAAAUUCACAUAUACUAAAUCACAAUUUAUGUAAGACAGAGUGAAGAAGAGCUUCAAAAGAAAAGAUAUUGAGUUUAGUCUUUUCAUUGUUGUUCCUGAAUCCCAAGGCUUCUUGAUGGCACUAGAAAGCUGUCCCCAUAUGAUUUUCUGUGUUUGUAUCAGAGCAUUUACAUUCCCACAUUUGCACUUUCUGCUCUGAAAUGUACUGAGCACUGUA